AUGGAACUUUGUGUGAAGCUUCAAGAUGUGAGUGGUAGCUCAUCUAGUUCGAAUAACGUGGAAGAACUGGGGAAUUUCGGUGAUGGUGAAGCCAUUCCCUUUCCAGAGAUUGGCAGGCCUCGCAGUCCGUCUUUUAACCCCUUCGUUGUGCCCGCCCAGAAUGCAGAAAAUCCGCAUGAACGUUCCUCCCUCACAACUCAUGUUGCAUCUUUGGAAGGUAUUGCAAACGGGUCGGCUGACUCGUUUGACGAAGACGAGAUUGAGGAUGAUAGCGGAGACGAAGCAGAAGUUAUUCCGGAAACCCAACCGCUUCAAGAAGAAACAUUUAUCCCAACUCAGGUCGAACCGAUAAAUGUCAUGGGGGUAGGAAGUGUUUCCAGCAGCACUCUCGGCCACUAUCUGCAACUGAGUCUUGGUCCGAUGCACUCGACUACCGCGGAAGACAUACCGAGCAACUAUGCUUUGAUCAGUGAAGUGGAGCUGGAGAUUGGAUUGAAAUUCCAAAAUAAAGAAACAACGAUGCUUGCGGUUAAGAACUACAACAUUCGUAGAAGUGCAGAAUUCAAAGUGGUAGAGUCAGAUCAUACUCGGUUGCGAAGACGAGGGCUUCCAGAUUUUGGGAAAUCCGAAAAUACCAAGGGACUCACAGUUGUUUGGCAUCUGCGACAUUGCAAGAUCAUGCUCAACUUGAUUCAAAUGUCAUAUUCUAGCACAUAUUCUCAUGGUUCAAGUAGACACGACCAUUUGCAUAAAAGUGUUGCAGGGUUCUGUGGAGUCAGCGUACAGAUACAAGGUGUCUUACAAGAAGGUUUGGUUAGCAAAGCUAAAGGUACAAUUUUCGAUCUUCAAACCCGACCGUACUAUGUCGACAACACGCUCGACCGUGAUAGUGUCAUGUUUCAUCACGUAUUAUGGUCAUUUCUAUCAUGUGUUGAAGCAUUCAAGCACUGCAAGCCACUAGUCUUGGUGGACGGAACACACUUGUAUGGCAAGUACAUGGGGACAUUAUUGAUGGGAAUAGCUCAGGAUGGAAACAACAACAUACUUCCCAUAGAUUUCGUGCUUGUGGAAAAGGAGAACACAGACUCGUGGUACUUCUUUCUGACCAACUUAAGGAGACACAUUGCCUCUAACUUUGCAACAAACUUCAAGAGCAAGGAAGCCAAAAGGCACAUUGUUAACGCGGCAUACUCGAAGACGCAAGAGCAGGCGCAAUACUACCUUGAGUUAAUCAACGCCGAGGAUCUUGCCACCUCCCCGGCAAUGAUGGCUUGGAUUAGAGGGUUAGAGCCACCGAAAUGGCUCCAACACCGGGACGAGGGUCGCCGAUACGGUCACAUGACAAUGAAUCUUUCUGAGUGUAUCAACUCUGUUCUCAAGGAAAUACUUGCAAAUAGGGAGGGAAUCACGCAGAUGCUUGUCACAUCAUACGACAGGACGACGUCGAUAUUCAUUGUUGAUGAGAUAGCAGUCGUCGGGGCACAGUCCUGGUUCAGAGUUUUCCUCCAACAGCGACGGUGUGACUGCGGAUACUUCCAAACCUUGCACUACCCGUGUGCUCAUGCGCUAGCUGCAUGUACCCAUGCAAGGCUUGACUGGCAGUGUUAUGUCGACGAUGUGUAUCGUGUUGAAAAUGUGUUCCGGGUAUAUCAGAUGGAGUUUUCACCGUUGCCCAACGAGGAAGUUUGGCCACCACACGAAGGACAGCGUCUCCGUCCCAACCCCCACAUGCGACGAUCAAUAGAAGGCCAACCUAUUCCAUAA
Molecule: messenger RNA, 1764 nt
Organism: Arachis ipaensis
Lineage: Eukaryota; Viridiplantae; Streptophyta; Magnoliopsida; Fabales; Fabaceae
Source: RefSeq, a predicted model, not a curated record